Molecule: messenger RNA, 1836 nt
Organism: Toxorhynchites rutilus septentrionalis
Lineage: Eukaryota; Metazoa; Arthropoda; Insecta; Diptera; Culicidae
Product: UBX domain-containing protein 7
Exons: 2
Coding region: 406-1713 (435 amino acids)
Biological process (GO): proteasome-mediated ubiquitin-dependent protein catabolic process
Cellular component (GO): nucleus
Molecular function (GO): ubiquitin binding
Source: RefSeq, a predicted model, not a curated record
GGCGCCAGAGAGCAAGCGAAUACGCUUCGCUCACCUCCAUCUCGCUCACUCAACGUAAUGUCAAAAUUCGUAAAAAGAAUUCCAUCGCCUUCAGUUCGGGCUGUUGUUUUGCUCCGAGAUCGUUAGUGGAAAUUGAUGGAAAAUUUGUUUCACUGUGUCACCAAAAUGGAGUGAACGAUUGUGGAAAUAUUUUUACACAUUUGACUGCUGUUAUAAUCGACAGGGAACUGCGAGAUUUCGUGAACUUCAACAUUGCCGUGUGUUCGUGUGCCUCUGAACUGCUUCCCACAUCUUCAUUUGCUUCUGAUUGUGUUGAAAACUAUCAUCGAUCCUCUCAUAAAUGCAGUAAUACACUUUUCGAUUUAUCGGUACAUCGCUUGCUGCCCGAAUAACUUAUCACACAAAAUGUCCUCGGAGGAAGAAAAUAUAGCUUCGCUGGCGGAUAUUACCGGUCUGAAGCGGGAACAGGCUUCCACGCUUCUGACGGCUUACAAUGGCAACCUGGAAGGGGCAAUCAAUGCAUUCUUCGAGAACCCAGAAGGGAUUCUGAAUCCGGAACCCGCAGUGGUAAUCGACGACGACGAUGAGGAGGAAGUAAGAGCACCAAUACCGAGAAAAACAGAGAUCCUACUCCCCCAGGUGGAUAUAAACAGGGGGAGACUAAAGCGACGGGGUGCCACCAUCACGGAGGUCCCAUUUCGGAACUUUGAACUCGAGGGAAGACUGCAAGAGCAAAUGUUGAUGGAAGGACAAGGCCCCUCAUCGAAAAGGGUGACACGACUGGAGGCGUUAUUCAUGCCACCGUUCGAGAUAAUAUUCUCCGGCAGUUUCGAUAUGGCACAAAACUUUGGCAAAAGCGUGGACAAAUGGAUUUUAGUGAAUCUGCAGGAUGAUUUGAAUUUUAGUUGCCAAACUUUGAACCGAGAUUUAUGGUCGGAUUCUAAGCUUAAGGAUUUCCUUCGGAAUCAUCUUAUUUUUUGGCAAAUAUCCAACAAAACAACGGAUGGGGCCAAAUUUAAAACGUUCUACAAAGUGAACAGUGAGCCAUACAUCGGAAUGAUCGAUCCUCGCACUGGCGAAGAAGUGGAAAGAUUUUCAAUCAGUGAUAUAGAGCCAACCAAAUUUCUGUCGACUUUGAAAGCGUUUUUGCUCGAGAAAAAAUCUCCCAAUGGAAAGGAAGUUUCAGUUAAAGAACUCAGUUUGAUGCGUCCAUCAACGGCACAACUUCCCAGCAGUAGUAGUGCCAACGGGUCCAAAGCAUCCACUUCCAAGAAGCCAGUUUGGUUCACAGAAGAUGCCGAAGAGGAUGAGUUUCAGGAGGUGUCGGACAGCGAAAGUGAACUGGAACCGGAUACUCCAACGUCCAAAAGUCCAUCCAAACAUGCUACAAUUCCAACAGAAACACCCAGCUCUCCAGUGUUCAGUUCGGACGACGAAACAUCGCUUCCGCCAGCGGAGAAAACUCGAAUAAUGCUCAAAAUGCCGGGUGACGUGACCGAGCGGCUGUUUUUCCGCAGCUCCCGAACGCUGGAUCACACGAAAGCGAAGCUGCUAGGGAAAUUCGUUGCCCGAUUUGCGGACCACAAGGGGAAACCUAUUCGCUUUCUGUGUCCCGCGAUUAAAACGGACCUGUCGACGCUCGAUGGGAGUCGAUCGCUGCUCGAUCUCAAGAUACAUCCCAAUGCUGUCAUUCACGUGACGGUUGAUGAUUGAGAGGCUCGCGGAUAUGCACUCCCCAUCGUUAUGCUUAACAUUAUGCUGUGGUGUCACAUAUGUCAGUUUUUAAGAGCUAGUUUAUAAGUUCUGAAAAGCCAAUAAAUUAUUAGUGGUCAAACA